AUGACCGAAGUAGUCAACAAAACCACGGCGUCUGCGGUGGUGGCAGGGAAGCCAGCCGAACCCCGCGCAGUGGUCGCAUCCGCGGCGGCCCGGGCCCGCAAUGGAUACUCCCUUCGGCGCUGGCCGGGCCAAGGCGAUAGAGAAGAACCUUGGACGGCGUGUGGUGGGGCAGUGUCCGAGACUAGCAGCGGUGGCGAGGUCUUCGAUGUUGCCCGGUCGGAGUAG
Molecule: messenger RNA, 225 nt
Organism: Colletotrichum destructivum
Lineage: Eukaryota; Fungi; Ascomycota; Sordariomycetes; Glomerellales; Glomerellaceae
Exons: 1
Coding region: 1-225 (74 amino acids)
Source: RefSeq, a predicted model, not a curated record